AUGGCAAUAUCACAUCUUCUUUCUCCAUUGCCAUCUCUCACCUUCUUCCAAACCAGAACCCUAACCGGACGUUCUUCUUCUCUCCCUCUAAACCCUAAUCUCCAGUUCCCAAGACCUAGACUUUCCAGAGAAAGAGCCGCCACACUCGUCCUCCGAUCCAAGGGCGACGACUCCGUCGACGCAUCCGAUCGGAUAAUCUCAGCCGUCUGUUACUUCUACCCAUUCUUCGACGGGAUUCAGUACGGUAAAUUCAUCAUCACGCAAUACCAGCCUUUCCAGAUUCUCAUCCAACCUUUGUUUCCCGCCAUCAAGGCCUUCAAGAGCUUCCCUUUCAAUGGCUUCCUCAUCUUCCUCACUCUCUACUUCGUCGUCGUGAGGAACCCUAAUUUCAGCAGGUACGUUAGGUUCAACACGAUGCAGGCGAUCGUGCUCGACGUGUUGUUGAUUUUCCCGGAUUUGCUUGAGAGAAGCUUCAAUCCCAGAGAUGGGUUUGGUUUAGAUGUGGUGAUGAGUUUGGACAGCACAGUGUUCCUCUUCUUGCUUGUCUCUUUGAUCUAUGGAUUCUCUGCUUGCUUGUUUGGUCAGAUCCCAAGGUUGCCCAUUGUAGCUGAUGCUGCUGAUAGGCAAGUCCUUUGA
Thlaspi arvense is the source of this 636-nucleotide messenger RNA. The record is from the annotation of a GenBank genome assembly. Lineage: Eukaryota; Viridiplantae; Streptophyta; Magnoliopsida; Brassicales; Brassicaceae.